Messenger RNA from Dentiscutata erythropus, 356 nucleotides. The record is from the annotation of a GenBank genome assembly. Lineage: Eukaryota; Fungi; Glomeromycota; Glomeromycetes; Diversisporales; Gigasporaceae.
GUAAUGAAACGCCUAAAAUAUGGUGUUCUCGUAUUCGUUAUCCAUUUAGGACACUUCUAGAAAAUAAUCCAAAAUACUUCUCCAAGAAUGGAUUUAUCUAUAUGACUGAAAGAUCUAGAAAUAGGAGAUUUACGGUUGAAAAGCAUUCAUUUUAUAUUUAUUGUACUGUAUGUGACACUUUGGUAUUUAUCCACAAAAAUACUAUCGAAUAUGCUAGUAAUCACCUGAAGAAAUGCAUUACUAAAAAACAUCUUGCAUAUUCUAAAGCUGUAUGGAAAAAUGGAAGAGUGCCAAGCCGAAAGAGUAUAUCAUUGCUCAGUCCCGAUGAGAUUGAAAAAAUUUAUCAAACUUAUUAG